Molecule: messenger RNA, 1014 nt
Organism: Trypanosoma cruzi
Lineage: Eukaryota; Euglenozoa; Kinetoplastea; Trypanosomatida; Trypanosomatidae
Product: protein kinase A catalytic subunit, putative
Exons: 1
Coding region: 1-1014 (337 amino acids)
Biological process (GO): peptidyl-serine phosphorylation; signal transduction
Cellular component (GO): cAMP-dependent protein kinase complex
Molecular function (GO): ATP binding; cAMP-dependent protein kinase activity
Source: RefSeq, a predicted model, not a curated record
AUGAAGGCUGGUACGACCGUUACAAAGGAGGAGGUGGCCGAAUGGCAGCUUCAUGAUUUAGAGUUAGGCGAAACGAUAGGCACUGGAACCUUUGGUCGUGUUCGCCUUUGUAAGCACAAAACAUCUGGGAAAUAUAUGGCGCUAAAAAUUCUCAAAAAGCAGGAGGUGCUGCGCAUGAAGCAAGUGGAACAUAUUUUGGCAGAGUCAAGUAUUUUACAGGAGCUUAAUCAUCCCUUUAUCGUAAACAUGCUCAAGGGCUUUAUGGACAAUGACCGUUUGUACAUUCUUCUUGAGUACGUGGUAGGUGGUGAGCUUUUCACGCAUCUGCGAAAAGCCGGAAAAUUUCCCAAUGAUGUCGCAAAGUUUUAUUCUGCAGAAGUGAUUUUAGCAUUUGAGUAUCUUCACAACUGCAACAUCGUGUACCGCGACCUAAAACCGGAAAAUCUGUUAUUGGAUGCACAAGGAAACAUUAAAAUCACCGACUUUGGGUUUGCCAAGCGUGUGACCGAACGCACGUUUACGUUGUGCGGCACCCCAGAGUAUCUGGCUCCGGAAGUCAUUCAAAGCAGAGGCCACAAUAAAGCUGUGGAUUGGUGGGCGCUUGGCAUUUUAUUGUAUGAAAUGCUGGUUGGUUAUCCGCCGUUUUUUGAUGAGAGUCCCUUUAAAAUAUAUGAAAAGAUUCUGGAGGGCAAGCUGCAAUUUCCGCGUUGGGUUGAGGCACGGGCGAAGGAUCUUAUCAAGGGUCUGCUGGUGCUUGAGCCCACAAAGCGCCUUGGCUCGCUGAAUCGUGGCACCCAAGACGUUAAGCGACACAAAUUUUAUAGCGGAGUAGAUUGGGAUAUACUUUUACAGAAAAAGGUAACACCGCCCAUUCCUGUGCGGCUAAAUAAGGAAGGGGAUACGCGCUACUUUGACCGCUAUCCAGAGAGUCCCCGCCAUCCGUUGCCACCUCUGACGGCAAAACAACAAGAGAUGUUUGCAGGGUUUUGUGACGGAGAGUAUACCAAAGCGUAA